Messenger RNA from Cynocephalus volans (Philippine flying lemur), 687 nucleotides. RefSeq names its product C-type lectin domain family 1 member B (gene CLEC1B). The transcript is spliced from 6 exons. Gene Ontology annotation, biological process: platelet formation; signal transduction. Gene Ontology annotation, cellular component: plasma membrane. The record is from RefSeq and is a predicted model, not a curated record. Gene Ontology annotation, molecular function: transmembrane signaling receptor activity. Bases 1 to 687 code for a protein of 228 amino acids. Lineage: Eukaryota; Metazoa; Chordata; Mammalia; Dermoptera; Cynocephalidae.
AUGCAGGAUGAAGAUGGAUAUGUUGCCUUAAACGUUAAAGCGCGGAAACCAGCUCUCACCUCAGUUGACCCUGCGUCCUCCUCUUGGUGGCGUGUACUGGCUUUGAUUCUGCUGAUCUUGUGCAUGGGAAUGGUUGUUGGGCUGGUGACUCUGGGCAUCAUGUCUGUCAUGCAGCAAAAUUACCUGCAAGCUGAAAAUGAAAAUCUCUCAGGAACUCUGCAACAACUAGCAAAGCACUUCUGCCAAAAUUUAGUACAACAAUCAGGGCAAAAGGGCGGUUUCUACCAUAAAUGCAGCCCCUGUGACACAAACUGGAGAUAUUAUGGAGACAGCUGCUAUGGAUUCUUCAGGCACAACUUGACAUGGAAAGAGAGCAGGCAGUUCUGCACUGACAUGAAUGCUACUCUACUGAAGAUUGCCAACCAGAACAUUCUGGAAUACAUCAAAACCAGGACUGGUUUUAUUCGUUGGAUUGGAUUAUCCCGCCAGAAUUCUAAUGAUGUUUGGAUGUGGGAAGAUGGUUCAGUUCUCUCCAAAAAUAUGUUUCAGCUUUCUGGAGAUGGAAGAGAAAAUAUGAAUUGUGCUUAUUUUCAUGAUGGGAAAAUCCACCCUACCUUCUGUCAGAACAGACAUUAUUUAAUAUGUGAGAGGAAGGCUGGCAUGGUAAAGGUGGACCAACUACGAUAA